Lynx canadensis (Canada lynx) is the source of this 1685-nucleotide messenger RNA. RefSeq names its product transmembrane protein 120B (gene TMEM120B). The record is from RefSeq and is a predicted model, not a curated record. The coding region runs from base 86 to 1141 and encodes 351 amino acids. Gene Ontology annotation, biological process: fat cell differentiation. NCBI's taxonomy places the organism in Eukaryota, Metazoa, Chordata, Mammalia, Carnivora, Felidae. The transcript is spliced from 12 exons. Gene Ontology annotation, cellular component: nuclear inner membrane.
GGCCGGCGAGUGGACGGGCUGUGGUGCUGGCGGCCAGUCGCGCCACGCUGCGGGAGCCGCCGCCGCCGCCUCGCACCGCCGCACCAUGUCCGGCCAGCUGGAGCGUUGCGAGCGCGAGUGGCAUGAGCUGGAGGGAGAAUUUCAGGAACUGCAGGAAACCCACAGGAUCUACAGGCAGAAGCUGGAGGAGCUGACUUCACUUCAGACUUUAUGUAGUGGCUCUAUCAACAAGCAGAAGACGCGACUAAAGGACUUGAAGCACACACUCCAGAGGUACAAGCACCAUGCGAGUCGGGAGGAGGCAGAGCUCAUCCAGCAGAUGAGUGCCAACAUCAAGGAGCGGCAGAAUGUCUUCUUCGACAUGGAGGCCUACCUGCCCAAGAAGAAUGGGCUCUACUUAAACCUGGUCCUUGGCAAUGUGAAUGUGACCCUUCUCAGCAACCAGGCUAAUUGUGUGACCUUUUGUGGGGGUGUCUAUCAAUGCAGAUUUGCUUACAAGGAUGAGUACGAGAAGUUCAAGCUCUACCUGACCAUCAUCCUGCUCCUAGGUGCUGUGGCGUGUCGAUUUGUCCUUCACUACAGGGUGACUGACGAAGUUUUUAACUUCCUGCUGGUGUGGUAUUACUGCACCCUGACAAUCCGGGAGAGCAUUCUUAUCAGCAAUGGCUCGAGAAUUAAAGGCUGGUGGGUGUCUCACCACUACGUGUCCACAUUCCUCUCUGGAGUGAUGCUGACCUGGCCUAACGGAUUAAUUUAUCAGAAGUUUCGUAAUCAGUUUUUAGCGUUUUCCAUUUUUCAGAGCUGUGUCCAGUUCCUGCAAUAUUAUUACCAGAGGGGCUGCCUCUACAGGCUGCGGGCUCUGGGAGAGAGGAAUCAUCUGGACCUCACGGUGGAAGGGUUCCAGUCCUGGAUGUGGCGGGGCCUCACCUUCCUCCUGCCUUUCCUGUUCUGUGGCCAUUUCUGGCAGCUCUACAAUGCCGUCACGUUGUUUGAGCUCUCCAGCCACGAGGAAUGCAGAGAAUGGCAGGUGUUCGUGUUGGCGCUCACUUUCCUCGUCCUCUUCCUUGGCAAUUUCCUGACCACACUCAAAGUCGUGCACGCGAAACUUCAGAAGAACAGAAACAAAGGGAAGAAGCUGUGAGCCAAGGGACCUGCGCACCCCCAGCCCCUGGGGUUCAAGACUGCAGGGGGUUCCAGCUGGCACCUGGCUGCGCCUGAUUUCCUCCCCACAGUGUCCUUGGCCACUGCAGCAGCCACCUCAGGGGCCAGCGCAUCACUGGUAGAAGGGCCAAGGCCCUGGUCCCCGGUGGACAAGAGGAACGUGGCCCCUGCCCGUCUGCACAAUGUUAGCCUGCUCAGCCUCCCUAUUUAUGACAUAUUUAACACGGGGUCCUCCCGACUGCCCUAGAAUCCGCAGUCUUCCCUCGCUGCCCUCUCACGGCUGAGACUGGGUCAGUCUUCCUGGGCGGGGGCCUAAAGCCUCAGGGAGCCCCUCAGGUUGGGGUUUGGAUGUGCCUCGCUGGAGUGCCGACCUGCUACUUACUGAGUCCCCAGCAGGUGGAAGGAAACCCCUCGGCGUCCUGUGGAGCCUCCCUCCCCGGGGCAAACCGGCAAACCGCUUCCGCUGUAAGCUCUCCCGGCCUCCGCUGCUCCGUGGUGGGGUAUUUAAGUUCUCAGAGAAUCAC